Messenger RNA from Jaculus jaculus (lesser Egyptian jerboa), 3498 nucleotides. It is a transcript of the gene Arhgap17, whose product is annotated as Rho GTPase activating protein 17. Gene Ontology annotation, biological process: signal transduction; regulation of Rac protein signal transduction; regulation of actin cytoskeleton organization. Gene Ontology annotation, molecular function: protein binding; GTPase activator activity. Gene Ontology annotation, cellular component: intracellular anatomical structure; cytoplasm; cytosol. The record is from RefSeq and is a predicted model, not a curated record. Bases 74 to 2668 code for a protein of 864 amino acids. The transcript has 20 exons. NCBI's taxonomy places the organism in Eukaryota, Metazoa, Chordata, Mammalia, Rodentia, Dipodidae.
AGCGAUGUAGGAUCCGCGAGGCCGUUCCCCGCCCUGCCCGGCCCGAGUCCCGCGGGCCGCCGCUGCCGCAGCCAUGAAGAAGCAGUUCAACCGCAUGAAGCAGCUGGCCAACCAGACCGUGGGCAGAGCUGAAAAAACAGAAGUCCUCAAUGAAGAUCUCCUACAGAUCGAGCGACGACUGGACAUGGUGAGGUCCAUGUGCCACCAGUCUCAUAAGCGUUUGAUGGCAUGCUUCCAGGGCCAGCAUGGCACAGAUGCUGAGAGGAGACAUAAAAAACUUCCUGUGACGGCUCUCGCUCAGAAUCUGCAGGAAGCGUCUGCCCAGCUAGAAGACUGUCUGCUGGGGAAGAUGCUGGAGACAUGCGGGGAUGCUGAGAAUCAGCUGGCUCUGGAGCUGUCUCAGCAUGAAGUCUUUGUUGAGAAGGAGAUUGUGGAUCCUCUCUACGGCAUAGCAGAGGUGGAGAUUCCUAACAUCCAAAAACAGAGGAAACAGCUCGCCAAGUUGGUGUUGGACUGGGAUUCUGUCCGAGCUAGAUGGAACCAAGCACACAAGUCUUCAGGAGCCAACUUUCAGGGACUUCCAUCCAAAAUAGAUACUCUAAAGGAAGAGAUGGAUGAAGCUGGAAAUAAAGUAGAACAGUGCAAGGAUCAACUUGCAGCAGACAUGUACAGCUUCAUGGCCAAAGAAGGAGAGUACGGAAGAUUCUUUGUAACGGUCUGUUCUCAGUUAUUAGAAGCCCAAGCAGAUUACCAUAGAAAAGCAUUAGCAGUCUUAGAAAAGGCCCUUCCCGAAAUGCGAGCCCAUCAAGAUAAGUGGGCAGAGAAGCCAGCCUUUGGGACGCCUCUGGAAGAACACCUGAAGAGGAGUGGGCGUGAGAUUGCACUCCCUAUUGAGGCCUGUGUCAUGCUGCUCCUGGAGACAGGCAUGAAGGAGGAGGGCCUUUUCAGAAUUGGGGCCGGAGCCUCCAAGUUAAAGAAGUUGAAAGCUGCUUUGGACUGCUCCACUUCUCACCUUGAUGAGUUCUAUUCAGACCCCCAUGCUGUAGCAGGUGCUUUGAAGUCCUAUUUGCGGGAAUUGCCUGAACCCUUGAUGACUUUUAACCUGUAUGAAGAAUGGACACAAGUUGCAAGUGUGCAGGAUCAAGACAAAAAACUUCAAGAUUUAUGGAGAACAUGUCAGAAGUUGCCACCACACAAUUUUGUUAACUUUAGGUAUUUAAUCAAGUUCCUUGCAAAGCUUGCCCAGACCAGUGACGUGAAUAAAAUGACUCCCAGCAACAUAGCAAUUGUGUUGGGUCCUAACUUGUUAUGGGCCAAACAUGAAGGAACGCUGGCUGAAAUGGCAGCAGCCACAUCUGUUCACGUGGUCGCAGUGAUUGAGCCCAUCAUCCAGCAUGCUGACUGGUUCUUCCCUGAAGAGGUGGAAUUCAAUGUAUCUGAAGCAUUUGUACCUCUCUCCACCCCAAAUUCCAAUCAUUCCUCCCACACUGGAAAUGACUCUGACUCGGGGACCCUGGAGAGGAAGCGGCCUGCCAGCAUGGCAGUGAUGGAAGGGGACUUGGUGAAGAAGGAGAGCUUUGGUGUGAAGCUUAUGGACUUCCAGGCCCACCGGCGGGGUGGCACUCUAAAUAGAAAGCACAUGUCCCCUGCUUUCCAGCCACCACUCCCACCCACAGAUGGCAGCACCUUGGCUUCAGCAGGCUCAGAGCCCCCUCCCCAGAGUGCUAGGGCUGACAGCAGCUCAGGGGUUGGGCCAGUUGCCUCCUCUGCGGGCAUAUUGGAACAGGGGCCAAGCCCAGGCGACAGCAGUCCUCCAAAACCCAAGGACACUACAUCUGCAGCUGCCCCUGCACCAGGGAAAAGUAGCAAUCAGACGAGCACUGGCCAAAACCAGGCCCAGGCAGGUGGUGGCUCCCAUCAGCUCUUGGUGGGCCCAGCUCACAAUGCUGCCGGCCCCAGCCCUCACACUCUUCGCCGUGCUGUGAAGAAACCUGCUCCAGCACCGCCCAAGCCUGGAAACCCACCCCCUGGCCACCCUGGGGUCCAGAGUUCUCCAGGAAUGACCCAGGUUCCCCCCAGCCUGUCUCCCAAGCCACAGGUUCGAAGUCCAUCUCCACCCCCACCGCAGGCCUGCCCUGGCCCCAUUGUAAAUGUGCAGCCCCCAGCCCCACGGCGCUCCUCUGGCAGCCUGCCUCCCAUCCAAGCGCCCAGCCACCCGCCGCCGCAGCCGCCCAUGGCCAUGCAGGCCGUACCACCUGCCAAGGCUCUGGGAGAGCAUGGAUCAGAGCCACCCGCCCCCACCCCACCCCAGACCCCCACACCACCCAGCACCCCGCCCCUGGCCAAGCAGAGCCCGGCUGUGAGCAGCGACCCUGGGCAGCUGCAGCUGCACUCCGGAGCUUUCCCUAGACCCCGGCCAGUCCCCAAGCCUCGCAACCGGCCCAGCAUGCCGCCGCCUCCACAUCCUCCUAGCACCCAUGCAGCCGGGGACAGUGGCCUCGCCCCUGCAGCACCCACGGCCUCCAAAAUCGUUACUGAUACCAAUUCUAGGGUUUCAGAACCGCUUCGCAGCUUCUUUCCUGAAAUACAUUCAGACUCAACAAGCAAAGACGUACCUGGACACAUUCUGCUGGAUAUAGACAAUGACACAGAGAGCACUGCCUUGUGAAGAAAGCCACCUGCCAGCCCUUAGUCCCUUCACCCAGGUGAAUGGAACUGGGGUAGGCAAGCCUCUAUCUUUGCAGACCAAACAGUGAAAAGCUUUCAGUGAGGGAGCUGAACAAAGGCCUGGCCAUACAGGACUAGGCUUCCCAUGUGGCCCAAGGAGAAUGUGAAGGCCAGCACUCAAAGCUGAAUGACCUGUGUUGUGAAGAAGUUGGCUUUCUUUACCUGGGAUGGAAAUGAUGCCAAAAAUAAUCAAAAAAGGAAGGAAGGAGAAGGGAGAAAGAGAGGAAGAAAGAAAAGAAAAGAAAAACCUACAGCAGAAAGAAUAUUAACUGAAAAGAAACACCUACAGUGGAAGGACUAUUACUCUGAGGAAUGUGUAGGAAGCUUCCAUUGGUGCUGUAUUGCAGGCAGCACCACACAGUUUGAAAUGGGUGAGAAAUGGUGUGCUAUUUAAUAAAGCACAUUAAUCAUGCAAGUUCCUAUUUCUUGCUACUUGGAUUCUCAUUCUCGUGUAUCAAGAGGGAGAGUCUGUUCCUUCAGACUUGCUGCAGAAUCAUUUUGUAUUAAACAUGGUCCGUGUCUGUCCCCCUCCCCUCCCCUCCCCCAGCCUGAAGCCUUGAGCAUGGGUGACUGCUGGAUCUGUCGCCUCAUCAAACUGGAUGUGACCUGUGCCUUGUGGAUUGCCUGAAUGUAGGAAGAAAUGUACUGUUCUUUUGUUGUUGUUGUUCUAAAACAAAACAAAACAGUAUGGUUGCUAUUUCAUAAGGACCGAAUGUUAUUCUAGUUUCAUGUUUAAUUUGAAUUAAAUAUAUUCUGUGGUUUAUAUGAAAA